This is a messenger RNA of Exserohilum turcica Et28A, 989 nucleotides long. RefSeq lists its product as uncharacterized. Lineage: Eukaryota; Fungi; Ascomycota; Dothideomycetes; Pleosporales; Pleosporaceae. The transcript is spliced from 2 exons. Gene Ontology annotation, molecular function: oxidoreductase activity. The coding region runs from base 31 to 906 and encodes 291 amino acids. The record is from RefSeq and is a predicted model, not a curated record.
GCGACUUUUGCCUCGAGCAUUUUCGCAAGUAUGCCUGGAACGCGUCGAGAUUCGCACAGCGGCGACGUUGUUGCUCCGAUCAACUACUUUCCGGCUACAGGUAUUCCGAUACCCAAGUCCGCGUGGAAAACGCCAUUCUUGGAUGACCACAACGAAUACACUCGUCAGAUGCUCAUUAGGGAUGUACGAACGAGCAAUAGAACGUUUGAUCUUGAUGAGAAUGGAUUCAAAUUCGUCACAUUACCCCAGAAAGACCGGGUUGGCCGUGAAAGCACGGAAGAAGACGUCAAGCGCGAGUACUACCCAGAAGUGGAAGAAAUAGUAAAGAACUUGACCGGCGCAACAACCGCCUAUGGAUUCAACCACGUAAUGCGUGCGCACUCAUCGCCAAACGAAAAAGGCAUCCUCGAUAGCAAAGGCCGUUGGCAAGACAUACCGUCUGGGCACCCGCAUGUCGACUACGCGGGCAGUGCUUCUGCCAUGGCUGGUACCCAGAUCGAGCUCGACCUGCCUCCCCACAUCUCCGCCCUAUUUCCCAGCAGCCGGCGCUUCGCCUUCCUGGGCGCGUGGCGGCCUCUGAAAACAGUGCGAAAAGACCCUCUCGCCGUGUGCGACGCUGCUACCGUCCCCGACUCGGAUUACCAGAUCCGCCAGCGCGAGUUCAGCCGCACGGGGAACAAGAGCGAGAACUACGUCAUGAGCCAUGGUGAGCAGGCCAGACAGGUGCAUGAGUGGUGGUACAUGAGUGAGAUGCAGCCGUGGGAAAUGGUUGUCUUCAAGGGGUAUGACACCGAGAGGGCGUUGCCUGGGUGGAGGUGUCCGCAUACGGCGUUUAGACUGCCUGGGAGUGAGCGCGAGGCGCCGAGGGAGAGUAUUGAGACGAGGAUUGUAGCGUUCUGGGAGUAGUGGGUGUAGAUUACGUUUGUCUACCUCUCAAUAUCAAGUACUAGCCUCUAUUUGUGUGGAUUUGUCUAAUUAUUCUCUUCAUA